Linum trigynum is the source of this 1197-nucleotide messenger RNA. The record is from the annotation of a GenBank genome assembly. NCBI's taxonomy places the organism in Eukaryota, Viridiplantae, Streptophyta, Magnoliopsida, Malpighiales, Linaceae.
CGUUAAAGUUAAGGUAGAGUAGCCAAAGAAGGUAAACCCGCGACCGGGCAGCCGCAGCAGCAGAGAUCACAAAGAAAGUUCAAGACAAUUAAUAGCUCCGUCGUCAGAAGCUGCCGGCUACGGUACAUUCCUCCCCCUUCUCUCUCUCUCUCUCUCUCUCUUUUUUUUCAAUGUCAAUCCGAUAAAAAGUACUGUUCCGAUCCCUCUAUAGUCUAUACUCUAUACCCCAUCAUCAUCAUCAUCAGUUUCAGUUUUUUUUCUUCUCUCCUUCAUUUAUUAAGCUGUUCCUCGUUUGAGAGUUUGACUACUAUAUAUCCCCCACACACAAACCCUCAACACUUGUAUUGUCUCAUUGUUUGUGUUAAAAAAAGAAAAAAAAAGCGAAUCCUUACCAAAGAGAGAGAUCACCAGAUAUGCAGGUGGUGGCGAAGAAACUACCGGCGGUGACGGUCGCGAUGGGGAGCAGCAGCAGCAGCGUGGUGGCGGGGGCGAUGGAGGUCCCGGAGAUUACUACUGCUUCUCCCAUUACGACGGCGGAUCGUCAUCAGAAGAGCACGAGCCCGUACGAGGUGGUGCGGGAGGUGGCCGGGAGCAACGCGGUGGUGGUGUUCAGCAUGAGCGGCUGCUGCAUGUGCACCGUGGUCAAGCGCCUCCUCUUCGGCCUCGGCGUCGGCCCCACCAUCGUCGAGCUCGACCACCUCGCUUCGGGAGCUCCCGACAUCCAGGCCGUCCUCUUCCACCUCCUCCAGGAAUCCUCCUCCUCGUCCUCGGAGGGCGGCGGGGUGGCGGUGGGGAGGCAGCCGGUGCCGGCGGUGUUCGUCGGCGGGAAGUACCUGGGCGGGAUAGAGACGCUCAUGGCCUGCCACAUCAACGGCUCCUUGGUCCCUCUCCUCAAGGACGCCGGCGCCCUCUGGCUCUAAACCUCUUUAAUUACUUCCAUAAACCCUAAUUUAAAAACUCGGCAAUCUGCCGCUUUUUAACUGCUUAAUUAUUAUAUAUUUGUUUUUUUUUUUGGCCCCCUUUUUGACUUAAUAUCCAUAGGAACAUGAUGUUAGGAACUUGUCGGAAAUCAUGAUAUGUGGUUACGUUACGUAUAUUUCCAAAGCUUACUUUACUCGUGCUUAAUAUAAUGUAGAGGAGGGAAGCUAAUGAUCAGCUUAAUUGAUGACACCAUCCUAAUUAAACGGAUGCCAUUGU